GAAGCAAAACACUGUUAGUCUGCAAAGCGGAAAAGCUGCUGCUAUUUGCAGAAUCUGCCAUCAACAUCUAUCAUGAUUACUGGAAAGAUCACAAGUCUCACUGUGACAGAUGUUCGCUUCCCAACUUCUCUGGGUCACCACGGCUCUGAUGCCAUGCACACAGACCCCGACUACUCUGCAGCUUAUGUUGUGAUAGAAACUGAUGCCGGAGAUGAUUUAAAAGGUCAUGGAUUAACGUUUACUUUGGGGAAAGGCACUGAAAUAGUUGUUUGUGCUGUGAAAGCUCUUUCAAGACAUGUUGUGGGCAGAUUACUUGAUGAUAUUGUGAAUAAUUUUAGAGAUUUCUACAGGCAACUCACAAGCGAUGGACAACUCAGAUGGAUAGGUCCAGAAAAAGGAGCAGUUCACCUGGCCACAGCUGCUGUUCUCAAUGCUGUAUGGGAUUUAUGGGCCAAGAAAGAAAAGAAGCCUUUGUGGAAACUGUUGGUUGAUAUGAAUCCAAAACAGUUGCUGUCAUGCAUAGAUUUCAGAUACAUAACUGAUGCAUUAACUGAGGAAGAAGCAUGUGGAAUUCUUGAAAAUGCAAAACAAGGGCAAAAGGCAAGAGAAGAAUAUGUGUUAAAAAAUGGAUAUCCUGCUUAUACCACAUCAUGCGCCUGGCUAGGAUAUUCAGAUGAGCAACUACAAAAGUUAUGUACAGAUGCACUUAAAGACGGUUGGACAAGAUUCAAAGUAAAAGUUGGGGCUGAUAAAGAAGAUGACAAGCGAAGAUGUAAACUCAUGAGACAGAUGAUUGGGCCUGAAAACAAGCUGAUGCUUGAUGCAAAUCAGAGGUGGGAUGUGCAUGAAGCUAUUGAUUGGGUCUCAACUUUAGCUGAAUUUAAACCUGUAUGGAUUGAGGAGCCUACAUCACCAGAUGAUAUCCUUGGCCAUGCAACUAUUUCAAAGGCAUGUGCGCCUCUUGGGAUUGGUGUUGCUACAGGAGAGCAAUGCCACAACAGGGUUAUGUUUAAACAGUUUCUUCAAGCCAAUGCUCUACAAUAUCUACAGAUUGACAGUUGUAGAUUGGGAAGUGUAAAUGAAAAUCUGGCUGUUCUACUCAUGGCAAAGAAAUUUAAUGUUCCUGUCUGUCCUCAUGCUGGAGGAGUUGGGCUUUGUGAACUGGUACAACAUCUGAUAAUAUUUGAUUACAUUUCAGUGUCAGGAAGUCUAGAAAACAGGAUGUGUGAAUAUGUAGAUCAUCUGCACGAACACUUUAAAUACCCAGUGACGAUUAGCAGGGCUGCUUACAUACCCCCCAAGGAUCCAGGAUAUUCGACAGAAAUGAAAGAAGGGUCUGUAACACAGUAUCAAUUCCCUGAAGGAGAUGUUUGGCAGCAGCUUAUUUUUGAGAAAAAUAUACAGGUUUAGGAAAAUAAUUUCAGUGAAUUUGUUUUCAUUUGCUUAAAUUAGAUUUUUUUAUCUAAUACCAACAAAUGUUUAAUUAAAUUCAAACCCUGUUAAAUAAACAUAAGUAUGAGGGUUCCACAUUUUAAAACCAUGCCCAAUAUAUACAUAGAUCUUCAUAUCAUUUUACAAUAACAAUAUAAAGAAAUAGAUGUUUAUAGAAACUCAUUACUGAAACCUUAAAUAGUUACAGACACUCUGAUCCAUUCAUUUCGGGGGAAAUAUUUGACUUCAUACUUUUAUAUAUUACUUUGCAAGUUUGAGCUAAAAAUAUUGCUUAAAUAAAUAUUAUAGUGACAAAAUGACAUGCUCUAAUUCUUGCUUGCACAAACAAUAAUGAACGAUUGGGUAUUAAAAGUUACAGUUGUUAAAAUGUUUAACCAAACUAUGUUUAAACCUCCUGAUACUUAUAUAGUGCACCCUAUACUUUCAAUGGGAAGUGGUAAUAGCUCGCUAAUUACACUCAUAUUACAAGUUGUCGGUUAAGUGUUGAGAUAGUGCAUAAUCACAAUACACAGUAGACCAGGGUCGAUACUCAGAAAAUGUUUAGACUAUAAUAGUCCUUUCACAUUGUAAUUAAUAUAGAGAUUUAGGGUCAGGCUACUCUCUUGCUUUCUCUUCCUUAAAGACACAUUGAACACUUUGAGAUGGUAAAAUAAAAUGAUAAAUUGUAUAUAUAAAUAAAAAUCUGGAACAUA
Molecule: messenger RNA, 2144 nt
Organism: Bombina bombina (fire-bellied toad)
Lineage: Eukaryota; Metazoa; Chordata; Amphibia; Anura; Bombinatoridae
Product: mitochondrial enolase superfamily member 1
Exons: 16
Coding region: 73-1410 (445 amino acids)
Biological process (GO): amino acid catabolic process; carbohydrate catabolic process
Molecular function (GO): L-fuconate dehydratase activity; magnesium ion binding
Source: RefSeq, a predicted model, not a curated record